CCGCAUGCUGAGCACAGUUUUUCGGCGAACAAUGGCGACUGGACGGCAUUUUAUCGCAGUAUGUCAAAUGACAAGCGACAACGAUCUGGAAAAGAACUUUCAAGCCGCGAAAAAUAUGAUCGAAAGAGCCGGAGAAAAGAAGUGCGAGAUGGUUUUCCUACCAGAAUGCUUCGAUUUCAUUGGGCUCAACAAAAAUGAGCAAAUCGAUUUGGCGAUGGCUACGGACUGUGAAUAUAUGGAAAAAUAUCGGGAGUUGGCGAGAAAACACAAUAUUUGGCUUUCACUAGGAGGCCUUCAUCACAAGGAUCCAUCAGACGCUGCUCAUCCAUGGAACACCCAUCUGAUCAUAGAUUCCGAUGGAGUAACUCGUGCUGAGUACAACAAGCUUCACCUCUUCGAUUUGGAGAUUCCUGGAAAAGUACGAUUGAUGGAGAGCGAGUUCAGCAAGGCUGGCACUGAGAUGAUUCCUCCAGUUGACACCCCUAUCGGACGUCUCGGACUCUCAAUUUGCUACGACGUUCGCUUCCCAGAGCUGUCCUUGUGGAACCGUAAACGCGGCGCCCAACUGCUCUCAUUUCCAAGUGCAUUCACACUGAAUACAGGUCUUGCUCACUGGGAAACUCUGCUUCGUGCCCGGGCAAUCGAGAAUCAGUGCUAUGUGGUGGCGGCUGCUCAAACUGGGGCCCACAAUCCGAAACGACAGUCUUAUGGGCAUUCGAUGGUUGUUGAUCCGUGGGGCGCUGUUGUUGCACAGUGUUCCGAGAGAGUUGACAUGUGCUUUGCUGAAAUCGACUUGAGCUACGUGGACACUCUUCGUGAAAUGCAACCAGUAUUCUCCCACAGACGCUCCGAUCUCUACACACUUCACAUAAAUGAAAAAUCUUCUGAAACUGGUGGCCUGAAAUUCGCCCGAUUCAAUAUUCCAGCUGAUCAUAUUUUCUACAGUACUCCGCACUCAUUUGUAUUUGUCAACUUGAAACCAGUCACUGAUGGACACGUUCUUGUAAGCCCAAAACGAGUAGUCCCAAGAUUGACCGACUUGACUGAUGCUGAGACUGCCGACUUGUUCAUCGUCGCGAAAAAGGUUCAAGCAAUGCUGGAGAAGCAUCAUAAUGUGACGUCGACGACGAUUUGUGUGCAAGAUGGGAAGGAUGCUGGGCAGACUGUUCCACACGUUCACAUUCAUAUCCUUCCCCGCCGCGCCGGAGACUUUGGCGAUAACGAAAUCUACCAAAAACUUGCGUCACAUGAUAAGGAGCCCGAGCGAAAGCCACGAUCCAAUGAACAGAUGGCAGAAGAAGCGGUGGUGUAUAGAAAUCUUAUGUAGAAACAAUUGUGUGAUUAUUAUAUUUAUGAAUAAAUAGAUUAUUAU
This is a messenger RNA of Caenorhabditis elegans, 1372 nucleotides long. RefSeq names its product Nitrilase homolog (gene nft-1). Gene Ontology annotation, molecular function: bis(5'-adenosyl)-triphosphatase activity; hydrolase activity, acting on carbon-nitrogen (but not peptide) bonds, in linear amides; catalytic activity. NCBI's taxonomy places the organism in Eukaryota, Metazoa, Nematoda, Chromadorea, Rhabditida, Rhabditidae. The transcript has 8 exons. The record is from RefSeq and is marked reviewed. The coding region runs from base 5 to 1327 and encodes 440 amino acids.